CCAGCGGCGGCGGGAGGCGCGUCUCCCUGGCCCAGUCUGCGCCCGGCCCCGCGGGGCCGCCCCGGCCCGCUCCGAGGAAAACCUGCAUAGAAAAUCUAAUGGAUGAAGAUGAGAAAGACAGGGCCAAGAGAGCUUCUCGAAACAAGUCUGAGAAGAAGCGUCGGGACCAGUUCAAUGUUCUCAUCAAAGAGCUUAGCUCCAUGCUCCCUGGCAACACGCGAAAAAUGGACAAAACCACCGUGCUGGAAAAGGUCAUUGGAUUUUUGCAGAAACACAAUGAAGUCUCAGCGCAGACGGAGAUCUGUGACAUUCAGCAGGACUGGAAGCCUUCAUUCCUCAGUAAUGAAGAAUUCACCCAGCUGAUGUUGGAGGCAUUAGAUGGCUUCAUUAUUGCAGUGACCACAGACGGCAGCAUCAUCUAUGUUUCUGACAGUAUCACGCCUCUCCUUGGGCAUUUACCGUCGGAUGUCAUGGAUCAGAAUUUGUUAAAUUUCCUUCCAGAACAAGAACAUUCAGAAGUUUAUAAAAUGCUUUCUUCCCAUAUGCUUGUGACGGAUUCCCCCUCCCCAGAAUACUUAAAAUCUGACAACGAUUUAGAGUUUUAUUGCCAUCUUCUCAGAGGCAGCUUGAACCCAAAGGAAUUUCCAACUUAUGAAUACAUAAAAUUUGUAGGAAACUUUCGCUCUUACAACAAUGUGCCUAGCCCCUCUUGUAAUGGCUUUGACAACGCCCUUUCAAGACCUUGCCAGGUGCCACUAGGAAAGGAGGUCUGCUUCAUUGCCACCGUUCGUCUGGCGACCCCACAAUUCUUGAAGGAAAUGUGCAUAGUUGACGAACCUUUAGAGGAAUUCACUUCAAGGCACAGCUUGGAAUGGAAAUUUUUAUUUCUGGAUCACAGGGCCCCUCCAAUCAUAGGAUACCUGCCUUUUGAAGUGCUGGGAACCUCGGGCUACGACUACUACCACAUCGACGACCUGGAGCUCCUGGCCAGGUGCCACCAGCACCUGAUGCAGUUUGGCAAAGGGAAGUCAUGUUGUUACCGGUUUCUGACCAAGGGGCAGCAGUGGAUCUGGCUGCAGACCCACUACUACAUCACCUACCAUCAGUGGAACUCCAAGCCCGAGUUCAUCGUGUGCACGCACUCGGUGGUCAGCUACGCGGACGUCCGGGAGGAAAGGAGGCAGGAGCUGGCUUUGGAAGACCCGCCGUCCGAGGCCAUCCGCCCCUCAGCACUGAAGGACAAGGGCUCAAGCCUGGACCCCCAGCAGCACUUUAACACAGUUGACGUGGGCGCCUCGGGCCUCGACACCAGCCAUUCACCAUCAGGGUCCUCAAGAAGUUCCCACAAGUCCUCACACACAGCUGUGUCAGAACCCACCUCCACUCCCAGCAAGAGGAUGUCAGAGGCCAGCACCACGGCUUUGCCACGAUCGGCCACCCUCCCCCAGGAGUUACCAGUGCCCGGGAUCAGCCAGGCAACCACGAUGCCAGCUCCUCUGCCCUCCCCGUCGUCCUGUGACCUCGCACAGCAGCUCCUGCCUCAGACCCUUUUGCAGAGCCCACCUGCUCCCAUGGCACAGUUUUCAGCACAGUUCAGCAUGUUCCAGACCAUCAAAGACCAGCUGGAGCAGCGGACGCGGAUCCUGCAGGCCAACAUCCGGUGGCAGCAGGAAGAGCUCCACAAGAUCCAGGAGCAGCUCUGCCUGGUUCAGGACUCCAAUGUCCAGAUGUUUCUGCAGCAGCCAGCUGUAUCCCUGAGCUUCAGCAGCACCCAGCGGCCCGAGGCACCGGAGCAGCUACAGCAAAGGUCAGCCACGACAUCCCAGCCCCAGCUUGUGGCGAGCCCUCAACUUCCAGGGCAGGUCACAAACCAGCACCUGCUCAGAGAAUCAAGCGUGAUAUCAACCCAGGGUCCGAAGCCGAUGAGAAGCUCGCAGCUGCUGCAGGGGAGCGGCCGCUCAGUGAGCAGCUUGACGUCCCAGUUCAGCAGUGCCACGGCCGUGCUUCCGCCAGGUCUGACCCUGCCCACACCUGCUCCCGCCUCCCAGGAUGCCAGCCAGUGCCAGCCCAGCCCGGACUUCAGCCAUGAUCGGCAGCUCCGGUUACUGCUGAGUCAGCCCAUCCAGCCCAUGAUGCCGGGGUCCUGUGACGGGAGGCAGCCCUCAGAGGUCGGCAGGACUGGACGGCCGGUCAAGUAUGCACAGAGCCAGGUGGUGUUUCAAAAUCCAGAUGUGUACCCCUCCAGCAGCAGCGCCUCGACCCCCGUCCUGCUGAUGGGCCAGGCAGUGCUCCACCCCAGCUUCCCUGCCUCCCACCCAUCGCCCCUGCAGCCCACCCAGGCCCCGCAGCAGCCGCCACAGCGCUACCUGCAGGUGCAGGUGCCAACCUCUUUGCACAGCGAGCAGCAGGAUGCACUACUUCUCUCCACCUAUUCACAACCGCCAGGGACCCUAAGUUAUCCCCCGCUGUCCGCAGUGCAGCCCCAGCCCCCACGGCCACCCCGAAGGGUCAGCAGUCUGUCUGAGUCAUCAGGCCUCCAGCAGCCGCCCCGGUAGUGCCCUGGCACAGAAGAUGGGACACAAUCAGCUUUAACCAUUGGACGAGGGUGGGUGGCCACAGGAGAUGGGGGGAGGAGUUUGAGCAAAAGCCUUGGCUUUGUGCACACUGCAUACAUUUCAGAACACAUGGAUGGUAACCAUCUCCAGAGUGCAGGGGCUGGCACAGAGAGAAAUGAUCAGGAAUACUGGCUGGCUUUCCCUUGCCUCUGAGGUUCUCGGGCACACUCUACAGCCAUACUGCACAGGAACCGAGUGUCCCGUGUAGGUGUCCUUACUCAGUUUACCUGUGGAGAUGGUGCAUCUUGCUGCAUCCCCUGAGACUGCACUGGUUACUCUAGCUGACCAUGGCCUGUCCACAUGCUCUAGCUGGCCUUCACUCUCUUGAUCGUCUUUCCUUUGCUUUCCAGAAGGACUGGGUCAGAGAUCUGUUGGAGAGAGAGAAUAAAGAGAUUAUUUUUCAUUAUUUUUAAAUGGUUGUUUUUGUUUUAAUUUGCACAGCUGCACAGAGGAAAUAACUUAGGCACUUUCUGUUCUUAAAAAAUAAUAAGGUCUCAUGACUUGGUUUGCAGACCACACUAACAAAAACAGCCCACCAAUCAGAUAGCGAGGCUGGUGGUUAUUAACCAAGCUGCAAGUCCGCACCCUCUGGCCUAAACCUUAGUGGAAUGAGGCUCUUCACCCCAUGCUGUGCUGGUGGUGAUUUUUUUCCCCCCUAAAUAUAACACUGGACUAUUUCCUGUUUACUUUGUUGAUUGCAACUACAGAGGUGGACUUAAAGCAAAGCACAAUCAUGUGGCUGAUAUUCCAGAAUUCCAUUGAGAACUCUAAGACUAUGAGGGGAAAGGUUUCACAGCCAGGCAGGCCUGGGGGGCUCCAGUCCCCAAGGAAAUACCCCCACGUGCUGGCCCUUUGAGUGAGAAUGCUGCAUCUUUCUACAUAUCUUUCAUGAUAAUACUGAGGAUUGGAUUUUCCUUUUCAAAAUGCACUUUGCUUUUUUUGUAUGUUUUGUUAUGUUGAAAUGUUUCUAAAGAAAAGAUUUUAUGUAAUUAUCAGACAAAGUGUAGUGAAUUGUACAGCCGUUGUAAUAAUGACCUAUUUCUAUAUAAAAUAAAAUUGUAUGGA
Cynocephalus volans (Philippine flying lemur) is the source of this 3680-nucleotide messenger RNA. RefSeq names its product neuronal PAS domain protein 2 (gene NPAS2). Gene Ontology annotation, cellular component: cytoplasm; CLOCK-BMAL transcription complex; nucleus. NCBI's taxonomy places the organism in Eukaryota, Metazoa, Chordata, Mammalia, Dermoptera, Cynocephalidae. Gene Ontology annotation, biological process: regulation of transcription by RNA polymerase II; circadian regulation of gene expression. Gene Ontology annotation, molecular function: protein dimerization activity; DNA-binding transcription factor activity, RNA polymerase II-specific; E-box binding. The record is from RefSeq and is a predicted model, not a curated record. The transcript has 21 exons. The coding region runs from base 99 to 2555 and encodes 818 amino acids.